AUGCCAUCGAUCAUUCAUCACCAAUUCUCUCCGAUUUCUUGUGAAAAACGACUGACGCCCAACUACAGUAUCCAGUAUGCAGAAGCCAUGUCCCUCUCAUUCGUCCUCAUUUCUCUCAUCAUCUCUGCUACAGUAUUCCUCUAUCCAUUGAGUUUGGGCAGUGCAAACAUCUAUUUCGUUCCCGGAUAUCAUAAAUCUUGA
Caenorhabditis remanei is the source of this 201-nucleotide messenger RNA. RefSeq lists its product as uncharacterized. NCBI's taxonomy places the organism in Eukaryota, Metazoa, Nematoda, Chromadorea, Rhabditida, Rhabditidae. The transcript has 2 exons. The record is from RefSeq and is a predicted model, not a curated record. Bases 1 to 201 code for a protein of 66 amino acids.